UCUCCACACUACCCACAGUUCGCUUCUCAUCAGUCAUUGUUUUAUGGUAAAUCAUCAAAUCAAUCAUUUUCCCCGAUAUCGGGCGAUACGGGGGAAAGAGGAUACGCUUUGAACGAUUCAUCCCCCAUUCCGCAUCCUCUUUCACAAUUUUCUCUGAUUUUGAUGUUGAUUUCCGCAACGAUUAAGGAGAAAUCUUUAGACAUUUUACUCUCACAUGCGGAUUCUGGAUCAUUUCUCUCCGUUAAUUAUCUUUUUCUCUGUUCUCGAUUUGUACCUGAGAUCUUUACAGAUUUUUCUAGAGUUUCUUGUCAUGGACAGCGCUUGGUUGAUGGAGUUCAUGUGUCGGAAGAGUGAUCGGUUCGGGUUUGGAUUCGGGGCGUUUGAAUGUUUGAGACAAGCUUGCAAUGUUUUGUGUUUAUUGUUCGUGUUUGGGUUUGGGCUGAAGAUGCUGCGACAUGGGUCUCACUGCGAGGGUUUGAUUCGAUUGUUGUGCGGGCUUAAUCGGAAAUCAGAUGAUGCGAGGAAGGGGAUUCGUUGUGAUCCUAAUUUGUUGUUGUUGCAUUUCAAGCGUAAUUUUUUGAGACCUUUGAAGGAUUCGAAUUUAGUAAGCAUGGAUAAAUUAGGGGAGAGCAAGGAAGCUGGGAGCAUUAGCAGUGAAUUAAAAGCAGAUAGUGUCUUAGAAGAAGAUGCUGAUGUUGAUGAAUAUGAAGGAUAUGAUGUCAUGGCAUUGCGCAAGAUGAUCGAGACUGAAAGGCGACGAGCAAACGCCGCCUGUUUGGAGCUUGAGGAGGAAAGGAUGGCGUCUGCAUCUGCUGCUGAGGAGGCAAUGACCAUGAUUUUGCGCCUUCAACACGAGAAGAGUUCUGUACAACUGGAAGCGCAACAAUUUCGCCGCAUGGCCGAGCAGAAACAGCAUCACGAUCAAGAAGUCAUUCAGUUUUUGAGUGAGAUUGUUAUGGGAUACGAGUCUAAAAUCAAAUUAUUAGAAGAUCAAUUAAAGUUGUGUUUGCAAAAGCUGCAACACUAUGUGAAGUCUGAUGAAGGGGAUGUAUCCGAAGAAGUUGAUCUGGAUUUCAUCAAUUCCACUGUGGAAUUUGAUCUUGAUAGUGAUAUGCUGAUUAGUUCUCUUGAACAUGGACUUGGUGCCGUUGUAAGUUCUUAGAAGUCUUCUUGACCCAAGUAAGUAAUUUGGAGAUAGAAGGAAUUAUUGAAUGAAUAUUGAACAAUAACUAUGUAGCUCUAUACUUGCUGAUAUAGUUCUUGAAAAUCCAUCUUAACAUUGAGGCAUUUGUCACA
Molecule: messenger RNA, 1296 nt
Organism: Malania oleifera
Lineage: Eukaryota; Viridiplantae; Streptophyta; Magnoliopsida; Santalales; Ximeniaceae
Exons: 1
Coding region: 215-1162 (315 amino acids)
Source: RefSeq, a predicted model, not a curated record